Messenger RNA from Nakaseomyces glabratus, 417 nucleotides. It is a transcript of the gene MRPL38, whose product is annotated as mitochondrial 54S ribosomal protein uL14m. The record is from RefSeq and is a predicted model, not a curated record. Lineage: Eukaryota; Fungi; Ascomycota; Saccharomycetes; Saccharomycetales; Saccharomycetaceae. Gene Ontology annotation, biological process: translation. Gene Ontology annotation, cellular component: ribosome; mitochondrial large ribosomal subunit. Gene Ontology annotation, molecular function: large ribosomal subunit rRNA binding; structural constituent of ribosome.
AUGAUUUAUCUGAAGUCUAUCAUCAAAGUUAUUGACAACUCGGGAGCACAACUAGCCGAGUGCAUCAAGGUUAUUGGCAAGGGUUCACCUAAAUCGCCAGGUAGAGUAGGAGACAGGAUUGUUUGCGUCAUACAGAAGGCCAGACCACUAACUCAGAAUAUUACUGGUACAGCUACUACAAAUAGAGUAAAAAAAGGUGAUAUUUGUCAUGCCAUAGUGGUCAGAACUAAGCAAACUAACGAAUAUAGAAGAGACGGUUCUAUGAUAAGUUUCGGCGACAACGCCUGUGUAUUGAUAAAUAAGAAUACUGGGGAACCAUUGGGUACUAGAAUCAUGGCAAAUGAUGGUGUAGUAGAUAGAACCUUAAAAGAUAAGGGAUUCAAUAAGAUCUGCUCAUUAGCUAGCAAAGCUUUAUAA